AUGCUUCGCACAAUAUCACGACGAGUUCCGCGCCAGCUACCUCAGCUCCCUCACGCCACCGCGCCAUCUCGCCUGGCCCUGCGUGCCUUCACAUGCGGAGACAAGGCCGGUGCUGCUGAAGAUGCUCUAUACGAACAACAGGUCCGCGAUGUGCAGGAAUGGUGGAACUCUCCUCGUUACGAGGGUAUCAAGCGGCCCUACACGGCCGAGGAUGUGGUGAGCAAGCGUGGAUCGCUGCAGCAAACAUACCCGAGCUCCCUGAUGGCUCGCAAGUUGUUCAAUCUGUUGAACGAGCGCGCCGCGGCGGGCGAACCGGUGCAUACAAUGGGCGCCAUUGACCCUGUUCAAAUGACCCAGCAGGCUCCUAAUCAAGAGAUCCUCUAUAUCUCCGGCUGGGCUUGCUCCUCCCUCCUCACUUCCACUAACGAGGUCUCCCCCGACUUCGGCGAUUACCCCUACAACACCGUACCGAACCAGGUCCAACGAUUAUUCAAGGCGCAGUCAAUGCACGAUCGGAAGCAAUGGGAUACCCGACGAAAGCUCAGUGCCGAACAGCGCAAGGACACUCCCUAUGUGGAUUAUAUGCGACCGAUUGUCGCAGACGGUGAUACCGGGCACGGUGGUCUAUCCGCUGUUCUCAAGCUCGCCAAACUCUUUGCCGAGAACGGUGCAGCAGCUGUUCACUUCGAGGACCAAAUGCACGGUGGAAAGAAGUGUGGUCAUCUCGCGGGCAAGGUCCUUGUUCCGAUCGGCGAACACAUUAACCGCCUCACCGCUGCUCGCUUCCAGUGGGACAUGAUGGGAACUGAGAACUUGGUCAUCGCUCGUACCGACUCCGAGAGUGGUCGCUUGAUCAGUAGCGCAAUUGAUGUGCGCGACCACGAAUUCAUCCUCGGCGUCGCGGAGGAGCUGGAACCCCUGGCGGAGACCCUGCAGGCGAUGGAACGUGAGGGCGCCUCGCCAGCUGAUAUCGAUGCGUUUGAGCUUGCUUGGGUCAAGAAGCACAAGCUUGUGACUCUUGACGAGGCCGUCGAUGCCCAUCUCGAGGCCGAAGGUGCCCCCCAAUCCUCCCGAGACGCCUACAAGAGCUAUGUCCAGAAGAACCCCGAUCUCUCGUUCUCCCGCCGUCGUGCUCUCGCCAAUGACUACUCCAAGACCCCGGUUGUAUGGUCUUGCGACAGCCCACGAACCCGCGAAGGAUUCUACCACUACAAUGCCGGAUUCCCCGCCGCGACUAAGCGCGCCAAGGAGUUCGCUCCCUUCGCCGAUCUACUCUGGGUCGAGACUGGCGACCCCGACGUUGCAAAGGCCGGCUCGCUUGCCGGAGAAGUGCGCGCCGCGUACCCGGGCAAGAAGCUCGUAUACAACCUUAGCCCAUCGUUCAACUGGAUGGGCCAGGGAUUCACUGAAGAAACCCUGAAGUCAUUUAUCUGGGACCUUGCCAAGCACGGCUUCGUUCUGCAAUUGAUCUCGCUCGCCGGUUUGCACACCAAUGCGACCAUCACCACUGAGCUGUCCCGCGCGUUCAAGGAGGAGGGUAUGCUGGCAUACGUCCGUCUAGUUCAAGCGCGUGAGAAGGAGCUCGGCGUCGAUGUUCUCACUCACCAAAAGUGGAGCGGUGCCCCUUACAUGGAUGGUAUCCUGGGUGCUAUCCAGAGUGGAAGCAGCAGCAGCAAGAGUAUGGGUGAGGGUAACACUGAGAAGGGUUUCUAA
Messenger RNA from Penicillium manginii, 1713 nucleotides. Its product is annotated as methylisocitrate lyase ICL2. Gene Ontology annotation, molecular function: methylisocitrate lyase activity; isocitrate lyase activity. The record is from RefSeq and is a predicted model, not a curated record. The transcript has 7 exons. Lineage: Eukaryota; Fungi; Ascomycota; Eurotiomycetes; Eurotiales; Aspergillaceae. Gene Ontology annotation, cellular component: mitochondrial matrix. The coding region runs from base 1 to 1713 and encodes 570 amino acids.